Molecule: messenger RNA, 1088 nt
Organism: Sinocyclocheilus rhinocerous
Lineage: Eukaryota; Metazoa; Chordata; Actinopteri; Cypriniformes; Cyprinidae
Product: natterin-like protein
Exons: 2
Coding region: 62-1006 (314 amino acids)
Source: RefSeq, a predicted model, not a curated record
CAGGCGAGCUGAUCUUAAGAAAAAGUUCAUCAGACUACAGUCAUCUAUAUCCACUUUAAAGAUGUCCGAACCAACAACUGUGCAAAAAUUUGGUUGUGAAGGAGGUGCUUCAUUUUCAUUUACAGGUGAGAAGAAUGGUGCCAAUUUAGAGAAGAUUGGGGUGUGGCUGGGAGAAUGCCAGGUGAAGGCUGUCAAGGUUUGGCUUUCAGAUGGCAGAAGUGAAACCUUUGGACAACCAGCCGGACGGUAUAAAGAGUAUGCAUUCAAGUCUGGUGAGUGUUUCACCUCACUGUCCCUGUGGGGCAAUGGAGAAAAACGCCUUGGAGCCAUCAAAUUCAAGACCAACCAAGGUGGAGAAUUUUUUGCAAAAAUGACCAAACACUCACUACCAACAGAACAUCCCAUGGAUGUCGGCUCUGGGUUUUGUCUGGGAGUUGAGGGAGGAGCUGGUGCAGGUAUUACCCGCAUAGGAUUCAUGUUUCUCAAUGCAGUUCAAACAACAGUUCUCACCAAUGUCAACUAUCCCACUCUCCACCAACUAAUACCAAAGGUGGCAGUGGAAGAGAUCAAAUCCAUGACUUACACAAAUGACACCUCCGCUAACCAACAGCAAACAGUCGAAACUUCAAAGAAAGUGACCAAAACAUCCUCAUGGUCCAUGAGUAACAGCUUUACAGCAACAUUUAGUGUGGAAGUGAAGGCAGGGAUUCCAGGGAUUGUAGAUCUUUCUACAGGAUUCAGUGUCAGCGUUGGAACAGAAAGCAGUUAUGGUCAUGAGCACACCGAUGAGAGAACCGAAACUCUGACCUUCCCUUUUGACGUACCGCCUAAAAAGAAGGUGGAGGUUGACAUCACCAUCGGCAGAGCCGCGUUUGACCUGCCUUACACAGGCACACUGAAGAUCACUUGCAAGAACGGCAGUGUGCUACAGUAUGAAACCAAUGGCCAAUACAAAGGCAUCACUUACACUGAUAUCAAAGUGAAUACUAAAGAAUCUGAUCUGUAAUGUUAAGGCAAAUUAUACAUGCAACACAUACAUUCUUUCAUUUUCCUACUGAUUUUAUGUAUCAGUUAUUCUACAUAUAAUU